AUGCCUUGCCCGAACCGAUUCGCAGCCGCUCUGCAAGAGACAGUCACUACUGAGGAUGGCGUCAAAAUGUACACAUGGCGAGCUGUUCGCCGUCAACACCUUCGAAUGCUCCGAAAGCAGACACGAACCAUUGUGUUCUUCAUGGCUAUGAUUGAGAUCCUACGAGCUGGAGUUGGGAACAUGGUUUAUGGUGGGAAGCACGGCACACAGGCUGCUGGAGCUGAAGAUUAUGGUAUCUCCUACAAUGUCGGGUGUUUCCUGGCUUGGUUGUACAUGUGCCUGUUCGCUAUGGUUUGGGAACCAUUCUUCUCUUGGUGGGUCCCAACCAGCACAUCUGACGAAGAAAGCGAAACCAUGAGCAAAGUCAUCUCUAUCCUCGACAAGCUCAAUGGCGUCCUCCUCCCCGCCGUCGUCGGCAUGAGCCUCCUCCAACACAUCUACCACGUCAUCAGCACCUUCAUCUACGUCGAUGCCCGCCCCGUCGAUUCCACCACAAAGACACCACGAUCCGCCUCCCUAAACAGCAAGAAGAACUGGGCCAUUCGAGCGAUCCUACUCCUCGGCGUCAUCACCAGCAUCGUGUGUGGAAAAGCGAUGUUCACCGUCCUUGAGGGCUACGAUCUCGCUCGAGUUAAGCCUGUGGAGUAUCUUGUUCUUGUCCUGCCCAUUCAGGUCAACUUUGGGCUUCUUAUGGGUAGUGCCGUGCAGUUCAAGGCUGAGCAGCGCGCUGCGAGGAAGAUGGCUGUGCGAAAAGUUGUUGAUACUGAGGCUGCGGCUGAUGAGAAGGAGAGACUGCUUGUUGAGGCUUAG
Messenger RNA from Lithohypha guttulata, 810 nucleotides. RefSeq lists its product as uncharacterized. The transcript has 3 exons. The record is from RefSeq and is a predicted model, not a curated record. NCBI's taxonomy places the organism in Eukaryota, Fungi, Ascomycota, Eurotiomycetes, Chaetothyriales, Trichomeriaceae. The coding region runs from base 1 to 810 and encodes 269 amino acids.